UAGGUUAGACUCGGCCUGUAUCUCUGUCCCGCCCUUUCCACUGUGAGAUUUCCCGACUCUCUCUCUCUCUCUCUCUCUCACUCCGAGAAGUGAAAAUCCUCUCUCUGUCUUUGUGUCUCUCUGUUUCUUUGUUCUUCGUCUAUGCAUGCAUGAGUGGAAGAGAAGAGAAGACAAGUAAAGAAGCUAGCGAAGAUGAGUACGGUGGACAAGAUGCUGAUAAAGGGAAUUCGGAGCUUCGAUCCGGAGAACAAGCACGUCAUCACCUUCUUCAAGCCCUUAACCCUAAUCGUCGGCCCAAACGGCGCCGGAAAAACCACCAUUAUCGAGUGCUUGAAGCUCUCUUGCUCCGGCGAGUUGCCUCCCAAUGCUAGGUCUGGCCACAGCUUCAUCCAUGACCCGAAAGUUGCCGGCGAAACCGAGACCAAAGCCCAGAUUAAGCUUCGAUUCAGAACCGCAGCGGGUAAAGAUGUGGUGUGCAUUAGGUCAUUUCAGCUCACGCAGAAAGCCUCGAAAAUGGAAUUCAAAGCCAUCGACAGUGUCCUUCAAACCAUUAAUCCCCACACGGGAGAGAAAGUUUGCCUUAGCUAUAGAUGUGCUGAUAUGGAUAGGGAAAUCCCUGCUUUAAUGGGUGUGUCAAAGGCUAUUUUGGAAAAUGUUAUAUUUGUGCACCAAGAUGAAGCCAAUUGGCCUUUGCAAGAUCCUUCCACAUUGAAGAAAAAGUUUGAUGAUAUCUUCUCUGCUACCCGAUAUACCAAGGCAUUGGAGGUGAUAAAAAAACUUCACAAGGAUCAAGCUCAAGAAAUAAAGACCUACAAGCUAAAAUUGGAGAAUCUUCAGACCUUGAAAGAUGUUGCAUAUAAGCUUCGAGAGAGUAUUUCUAAAGACCAAGAAAAAACAGAAUCUGUGAAAAGUCAGAUGCAAGAAUUGGAGGGAAGCAUCAGAGACGUGGAUGCUAAAAUUCGUUAUACUGAAGCAACACUGAAAGAUUUGCGGGAGCUUCAGGACCAGAUAUCGAUGAAGACUGCUGUAAGAAGCACUCUCUUUAAGGAGCAGCAGAAAAAGUACGCAGAUCUUGCUGAGGAGAACGAAGACACUGAUGAAGAAUUGAAGGAAUGGAAAACCAAGUUUGAAGAAAGGAUUGCACUUUUGGAAACUAAAAUUAGCAAGUUAGAGAGGGAAAUGGAGGACACAGAGACCAAAAGUGGAGUCCUUAAGAAGACACUAGAGAAAUCUAUAUGGGAGAUUAGCAAGCUUCAAACCGAAGCUGAAGUUCAUAGGUCCUCAAAGAGCGAGAGAGAUUCUAUCAUUCAAAACUUUUUUACAAGGCACAAUUUAGGUUCUCUUCCAAAUCCUCCCUUUGAUGAUGAAGUUGCUUUGAACCUCACAAAUAGAAUAAAGUCAAGGUUGCUUGAGCUCGAAAAGGAUUUGCAAGAUAAGAAGAAAUCAAACGAAUUCGAACUCAAGACAGCAUGGGACCACUACAUGGAUGCAAAUGGCCGUUGGAAUAAUAAUGAGGCUCAAAAAGAAGCUAAAAAAGGCAUUAAGAAUGGCCUUUUGAAACGCAUUAAGGAAAAGGAAAAUGAACGUGAUUCUUUUGAACUUCAAGUUUCAAAUGUUGAUCUUUCUCACAUUGAUGAGAAAGAGAAAAACAUGUCGAUUGAGGUUGAGAGAAAGAAGAACCAGCUUGCUAGAAGAGAAUUUGAAUCAACAAUAAUUCAAAAGGAAAGUGAGCUGUAUAGCAUUGGGCAAAUGAUUAAGGUUGCUGAUCGAGAAAAAAGCAUCCUGGAUCUUGAUUCGGAGGACAGAGUAAAACUGUCUAUAAAGAAGACAGAAUUGGAGAAUCUAAAAAAGAAACAUAGAAAGAUAAUUGAUGAAUACAAGGACAGAAUUAGAGGAAUGUUAAAGGGGAGGCUUCCUCCUGAGAAGGAUUUCAACAAGGAAAUCACUCAAGUCUUGAGGGCUGCUACCAAGGAGUUUGAUGACUUGAGUGCCAAAUCUCGCGAAGCAGAGAAGGAGGUGAAUAUGUUGGAAAUGAGAGUACAAGAAGUUAACAAUAACCUCUCCAAGCAUCGUAAAGAUAUGGACUCAAAAAUGAGAUAUAUCGAAUCUAAACUUCAGGCCCUAGAUCAGCAAUCUUUUACUGCUGAUUCCUAUCCCAAAGUUUUGGAUUCAGCUAAGGAGAAAAGAGAUGUUGAGAAAAGGAAAUACAACUUUGCAGAUGGUAUGCGACAAAUGUUUGAUCCUUUUGAGAGAGUUGCCCGUGCCAAUCAUAUUUGCCCUUGCUGUGAACGCCCCUUCUCUCUCAAAGAGGAAGAUGAAUUUGUUAAAAAGCAAAGAAUGAAUUCUGCAAGUUCUGCUGAGAAAAUAAAAGUGCUGGCAGCGGAGUCCUUGAGUGCUGAUUCGUUUUUUCAGCAAUUGGACAAGCUCCGCAUGGUUUAUGAAGAAUAUGUUAACAUUGGAAAGGAAACAAUCCCUAAUGCAGAGAAAGAACUACGUGACCUUACUGAAGAGAUGGAACAAAAGUCUCAGGCCCUCGAUGAUGUGCUAGCUGUUUCAGCUCAAGUGAAGGCUGAUAAGGACUCAAUUCAGGCCCUGGUGCAACCCAUUGAAACUGCUGACAGACUAUUUCAAGAAAUACAAACAUUGCAGAAGCAAGUUGAUGAGUUGGUGUAUAAGCUUGAAUAUCAAGGGCAGGGUGCGAAAUCCCUGAAGGAUAUUGAAUCGGAGCUGAAUGGUCUGCGUAGUAGAGAGGAUAAUUUGCGUGAUGAACUAGAGAAGUUAAGGGAAGAACGAAGGUACAUGGAAAAUGAUUUAUCAGACACUAGAAUACGGUGGCACAGUCUAAAGGAAGAGAAAGGCAAGGCAGCUAAUAUCUUGCGUGAUGUCGAAAGGGUAGAAGCAGAGUUGGAUCAUUUGACUGAGGAAAAGAGUCAAGUUGAUCUUGAUGAAAAGCAUUUGGAAGAGGCUCAUGGCCCUUUAUCAAGGGAGAAAGAUGAAUUACUUCGUGACUACAAUAACUUAAAAGUUAAACUUGAUCGCGAAUAUGAGGAGCAAGCUGAAAAAAAAGGAAAAUAUCAGCAGGAAGUUGUGGCACUACUUACGCUUAUUUCUAAAAUUAAACAGUAUAAUGAUGAAAAGAAAGGAGAGAAGUUGCAGGAACUGCAAGUAAAUAAAUGUCUAUCAGAAUCUCAACUUCAAAGUUGUGAUACUAGAAAGCAGGAAAUUUCAACUGAAUUAGACAAAAGCAAAGAAUUAAAGCGGAAUCAAGAUCAGUUAAAACGAAAUAUCGAGGAUAAUUUGAAUUACAGGAAAACAAAAGCUGAAGUAGAGGAACUUUCCCAGGAGAUUGAAUCACUGGAAGACAGAAUUCUGAAGAUUGGUGGGAAAUCCAAAAUUGAAGCUGAAUUUGGAAAGCUCUCACAGGAGAGGGAGAGGCUUCUUUCAGAGUUAAACAUUCAUCGUGGAACCAUGUCUGUUUACCAGAAAAAUAUUUCAAGGGAUAUAAGUGAUCUCAAACAGGCACAAUACAAGGAAAUUGACAAGCGGUACUUUGAUCAGUUAAUCCAGCUAAAGACAACUGAGAUGGCAAACAAGGACCUGGACAGAUACUACAAUGCGCUUGACAAAGCACUGAUGCGCUUCCACACCAUGAAAAUGGAGGAAAUAAAUAAAAUUAUAAGGGAGUUGUGGCAGCAAACAUACAGAGGACAAGAUAUAGACUACAUAUGUAUACAUUCAGAUUCUGAAGGUGCUGGGACUCGUUCAUAUAGCUACAAGGUUCUCAUGCAGACCGGUGAUGCAGAGCUCGAAAUGAGAGGAAGAUGCAGUGCUGGUCAGAAGGUCCUCGCUUCCCUUAUCAUAAGGUUGGCUUUAGCUGAAACUUUCUGCCUCAACUGUGGAAUACUAGCACUAGAUGAACCGACGACAAAUUUGGAUGGCCCAAAUGCAGACAGUCUUGCUGCUGCUCUCCAUAGAAUUAUGGAGGACCGGAAGGGCCAGGAAAACUUUCAGCUGAUUGUAAUUACUCAUGAUGAGCGUUUUGCUCAACUAAUUGGCCAACGCCAGCAUGCAGAGAAAUAUUAUCGGGUGGCAAAGGACGAUCACCAGCAUAGCAUAAUUGAAGCCCAGGAGAUUUUUGAUUGAAGCUCUCUCAACGAAUGUUUUCUCCUCUAGUUUCUUUCUGUAACUCUAAUGAAGCAGCGCAUUGAAAACUCCGAACAAGAAAUCCACAAGCUCAAAAAUUCUCCGUUGUAUGUAACCUACUGUGGAAAAUGUAAAUAGAAAAAUUGAAAAGGUAUCUGGGUUUAGUCUAAA
Messenger RNA from Prunus avium (sweet cherry), 4314 nucleotides. It is a transcript of the gene RAD50, whose product is annotated as DNA repair-recombination protein (RAD50). The record is from RefSeq and is a predicted model, not a curated record. Gene Ontology annotation, biological process: telomere maintenance via telomerase; double-strand break repair; telomere maintenance via recombination. Gene Ontology annotation, molecular function: single-stranded telomeric DNA binding; G-quadruplex DNA binding; ATP hydrolysis activity. NCBI's taxonomy places the organism in Eukaryota, Viridiplantae, Streptophyta, Magnoliopsida, Rosales, Rosaceae. Gene Ontology annotation, cellular component: nucleus; Mre11 complex; condensed nuclear chromosome.